Molecule: messenger RNA, 2541 nt
Organism: Lolium rigidum
Lineage: Eukaryota; Viridiplantae; Streptophyta; Magnoliopsida; Poales; Poaceae
Product: probable receptor-like protein kinase At4g39110
Exons: 1
Coding region: 1-2541 (846 amino acids)
Biological process (GO): protein autophosphorylation
Cellular component (GO): plasma membrane; plasmodesma
Molecular function (GO): transmembrane receptor protein tyrosine kinase activity; ATP binding
Source: RefSeq, a predicted model, not a curated record
AUGCUGCGCCGCGGGGCGCUCCCGCUGGCGCUGCUGGCCGCGCUAGCGGCGCUGACGGCCGUGUCGGGGCAGGGGCGGCCGGUCACGGACAACGGCGCCGGCAACCCGUCGACGCUGCCGUCCAAGUUCACGCCCAAGGACGCCUUCUACGUCGACUGCGGCGGCACAGCCGACGUGGACACCAAGGACGGCAAGGCGUUCAAGACCGACGCGCAGUCCAACCAGCUGCUCUCCGCCAAGGACGCCAUCAAGGUCGCCGACGACAAGGCCGACGUGCCGUCGCCCGUGUACCGCACCGCGCGGAUCUUCAAGGAGGAGGCCGUGUACAGCUUCCCGCUCACCGUGCCCGGCUGGCACUUCAUCAGGCUAUACUUCUUCCCUCUCAAGAACGGGGACUUCGACCUCUCGAAGGCGACCUUCUCCGUGGAAACCGACACCAACGUCCUGCUCCACAGCUUCACGGCCGACGCUAAGCCGGUCAUGAAGGAGUACCUCGUGAACGCCACGGAGAACAAGCUCGACCUCAAGUUCACCCCGAUGACCAGCUCGGCGGCGUUCAUCAACGCCAUCGAGGUGGUCAACGCCCCCGACGAGCUCAUCACCGACACGGCCCUCACGGUCUCGCCGCUCGCCGAGACGAGCGGGCUCUCGGAGGCGGCGUACCAGAUGGUGUACCGUCUCAACGUCGGUGGCCCGUCCAUCGGCCCCGUGAACGACACGCUGGGGCGGCAGUGGGACAACGACGGGACGUACGUGCAGCCCAAGGACGCGGCGCAGGACGUGUCGGUGCCGCCGAGCACGAUCAAGUACCCGGACACGUACCCGGCGUCCAAACUCAUCGCGCCGACGCUGGUGUACGCGAGCGCCGCCCAUAUGGCCGAGUCCGGCGUCCAGAACGCCAACUUCAACGUCACGUGGAAGAUGGGCGUGGACCCGGCGUUCGGCUACUUCGUCCGCCUCUUCUUCGCCGACAUCAUCAGCAAAUCCACCAACGACCUCUACUUCAACGUGUACAUCAACGGGCGCAAGGCCAUCUCCGGCCUCGACCUCUCCACCAUCACCGGUGAGCUGGCGGCGCCCUACUACAAAGACUUCGUGGUGAACUCGUCCAUCGGCGCAGACCAGCUGAGCAUCCAGAUCGGGCCGAUGGGGGAGGACACAGGCCGCAUCGACGCGCUGCUCAACGGCGUCGAGGUUCUCAAGAUGAGCAACUCGGUGGGCAGCCUCGACGGCGAGUUCGGCGUGGACGGCCGGCAGGCCGACGAUGGCAGCGGCACCCGCAAGGUGGUUGCCGCCGUCGGGUUCGCCAUGAUGUUCGGUGCCUUCGCCGGCCUGGGCGCCAUGGUGAUGAAGUGGUACAAGCGUCCCCAGGACUGGGAGCGCCGGAACAGCUUCUCAUCGUGGCUGCUGCCGAUCCACACGGGGCAGUCCUUCACCAACGGCAAGGGGUCCAAGAGCGGCUACACCUUCUCCUCCACCACGGGGCUCGGCCGCUUCUUCUCCUUCGCGGAGAUGCAGGAGGCGACCAAGAACUUCGACGACAGCGCCAUCAUCGGCGUGGGCGGGUUCGGGAACGUGUACGUCGGAGUGAUCGACGACGGCACCAAGGUGGCCAUCAAGCGCGGUAACCCGCAGUCGGAGCAGGGCAUCAACGAGUUCAACACGGAGAUCCAGAUGCUGUCCAAGCUCCGGCACCGGCACCUGGUCUCACUCAUCGGCUACUGCGACGAGAACGAGGAGAUGAUCCUGGUGUACGAGUACAUGCACAACGGGCCCUUCCGCGACCACGUCUACGGCGGCAGCGCCGACCUGCCGCCACUGUCGUGGAAGCAGAGGCUGGAGAUCUGCAUCGGCGCCGCCAGGGGUCUCCACUACCUCCACACCGGCACGGCGCAGGGGAUCAUCCACCGGGACGUCAAGACCACCAACAUCCUCCUCGACGAGAACUUCGUGGCCAAGGUCGCCGACUUCGGCCUCUCCAAGGACGGGCCCGGCAUGAACCAGCUCCACGUCAGCACCGCCGUCAAGGGAAGCUUCGGGUACCUGGACCCGGAGUACUUCCGGUGCCAGCAGCUGACGGACAAGUCCGACGUCUACUCGUUCGGCGUCGUGCUCCUCGAGACGCUGUGCGCGCGGGCGCCCAUCGACCCGCAGCUGCCGCGGGAGCAGGUCAGCCUCGCCGAGUGGGGCAUGCAGUGGAAGCGGAAGGGGCUCAUCGAGAAGAUCAUGGACCCCAAGCUCGUCGGCAAGGUCAACCCGGAGUCGCUCGCCAAGUUCGCCGAGACCGCCGAGAAGUGCCUCGCGGAGUUCGGCAGCGACCGUAUCUCCAUGGGCGACGUGCUCUGGAACCUCGAGUACGCGCUGCAGAUGCAGGAGGCCAAUCCGCCCGAGGGCGCUGCGGACGGCACCGACGGGGAUGACCCGGACGCAUCCAUUGUCACCACCUCGUCGGCCAGCACCGGCGUCCACACCGUGCCCGACGCCUCCACCACCUCCGCCAACGAACUCUUCGCGCAGCUCGCCGACAUGAAGGGGCGGUGA